Messenger RNA from Photinus pyralis (common eastern firefly), 513 nucleotides. RefSeq names its product cuticle protein 64-like. NCBI's taxonomy places the organism in Eukaryota, Metazoa, Arthropoda, Insecta, Coleoptera, Lampyridae. The transcript has a single exon. The record is from RefSeq and is a predicted model, not a curated record. The coding region runs from base 106 to 459 and encodes 117 amino acids.
CGAUUUGGUUUCGAACGGGCAAAUUUUUCGUAUAAAUUCGAGGGUUUGCCAUUGCGAAGGUAUCAGUCUUCAUUUGCAGACCGAACUAAUUACAACGACAUCAUCAUGUUCAAGUUAGUAGUUCUCGCAGCUCUCUUCGCCUUUGUCGCCGCCAAACCCAGCGUGGUCCACACGGCCUUACCAGUCGUCGCCCAUGCCACCAUCGAGCACACCGCUCCCGUCCAGCACACCAUCUCCGAACAAUCGGCGUUCAUCACCCACCGUGCGCCCUCGACCCACAUCACAUCCGUAACUCACGCAGCCGCCCCGAUCGUAGCACACGCCGCCCCGGUCGUGUCGCACGUUGCCGCUCCCGCCGUCGUCGGAUACAGCCACUUGGGUUAUGCUGGCCACUUGGGAUACGCUGGCCAUUUAGGAUACGCUGCCGCUCCAUUGGCGCAUUACGGAUAUGCUUGGUAAAAAUGUUGUACUGAUCAAAAUUCAAAUGUUCGAAAAUAAAUUAUUACAUCUCUA